Molecule: messenger RNA, 1293 nt
Organism: Lentinula edodes (shiitake mushroom)
Lineage: Eukaryota; Fungi; Basidiomycota; Agaricomycetes; Agaricales; Omphalotaceae
Product: HCP-like protein
Exons: 3
Coding region: 1-1293 (430 amino acids)
Molecular function (GO): protein binding
Source: RefSeq, a predicted model, not a curated record
AUGCCCGAAUCAUUUCCUCCAGCUGGUCCUGGCUCACGUUCAAUAGCUGCACAAUCUACCAGAGGCCCUUCACCUCCUCCAGGUCCAAUUCUCGACCACUCUCAUCUACGCCCCGGAAACCACGCCGCCCUUCUCUCCCACGAACGAACUCUCGAACUCUACAGAGCAAACGCUAAGAAGACACAGGAUCCUGAUAUCCAAUUCGAAUUUGCAGUCUUCAUGAUUGACGCCUCGAAGUCGAUGCCCAUACCGGAGAACACGCCAGGUAACCUGCUUCAGGUUGAGAAGGCUUUGGAGAAGAGAGAGGAUCUGAUCAAGGAGGCUAUGACAUUGCUCAAACGACUUGCUGAUAGAGGUCAUCCUGCUUCACAGUAUUUCCUCGCAGACUGUUACGCCAAUGGCAUUGGUACUCCGAAGAACAAGCAGGACUUUGAUCGUGCCUAUCCGCUGUUCGUCCUCGCCGCCAAGCACGGUCAUCCAGAUGCCGCAUAUCGAGCAGGAACCUGUUGUGAAAAUGGAUGGGGAUGUCGAAGAGAGUCUGCUAAAGCACUCCAGUUCUUCAAGAAGGCUGCUGCAUCGCUACAUCCGGGUGCGAUGUACCGGCUGGGCAUUGCAGAGCUUAAUGGCGAGCUGGGCCAAUCGAAAAGUCCCAAAGAGGGAGUAAAGUGGCUGAAACGCAGUGCUGAGCAUGCUACUGCAGAGUUUCCUCAUGCGUUACAUGAACUGGCUCUUUUGCACGAACGGGGGAUUGACAAUGUUGUGUUCGUAGACUACGAGUAUGCCACGGAACUGCUCGCUCAAGCAGCGGAACUGGGAUAUGCACCAAGUGCGUACAGAUUGGGAGAAUGUUACGAGUACGGAAAGUUGGGAUGCCCACAGGAUCCUGCGCUGUCCAUACACUAUUAUAAUAUUGCUGCCCAACAGAAUCACCGGGAUGCCUGCUUUGCCCUAACAGCAUGGUACCUGGUCGGUUCACCCGGUGUUCUCCCUCAAUCAGACACAGAAGCUUUCCUGUGGUCUCAGAAGGCCGCGGAUGCAGGCCUGGUUAAGGCUAUGUACGCUGUUGGCUAUUUCUUAGAAGUCGGAAUAGGAACACCCCCAGAUUUACCCCAAGCUAUAUCAUAUUACAAACGCGCCGCAGAGCAGGGAGAUAAACGAGCCGCUCAACGAUUGAAGGGCUCUACGACACAGGUUAUGCAUCAGCCUGGUGGUCCUGGGUCAGUACUGAAUCGUGGCAACGGCGACGAUACUAGUUCGAAGAGUGCCAAGGACAAAGAUUGUGUGGUCAUGUAG